AUGCUUCCAUCUAACCAGCAACAACCGCAACAGCAACAUCUUAACGGAGAACAAUCGAGCUCAUCGAAUUUAUUUAAAAAUUGUUCAAAAUCUCCAAGUGCUUAUGAUUUAAAAAUUGCAAAGAAAAAGCGUCAAAAUAAUAACAAAAAACCUGUUGGAAAUAAUAAAGAAGUUAAUAAAUCUUCAGGUUUUUUUAAAGAUUUGCUGAAAAUUUUUACUUUAUCAAUUUCAUUUUUAGCUCAAAUACCUGUCGGAAAUACUCUAAAUUCACCAAAAAAGGCAGCAAUCAGAGUUGGAUCAAAUUUCCAAAUUCUUUCACUUCCUGAACCUAAUGGAGAUAAAAAUUCGGAUAAUGAAAAUCCAACGGAUCUAUGUCUUUGGAAAAUGCAUAAAAUGAUUAAUGAUAGCCAAGUGGCUAAUUAUUGUAUUGAUGCUUAUACAAAUUUUGGAAUUGAACCGGACAGGACUCUGGACAUUUUAUUGUCAUUCAACUCACAAAGGGACUUUACUUAUCAGGGGGGACUUCAGAUUGAAACUUUUGCCACUCACUGGGUCUUUACUAAUUUGUGGGGACACGUAUGUAAGCAUUUUUUGCCGAAUUUAGACCAGUCAGUUUGGGCCGUUAUGUCUUUAAAUAAGUAUGUAGAAUCCGAGCAUUCGGCUCUCUACAUUCUAUACAAAUCAGACUAUGAUUUUGAAAAAUCUCGAUUAGAAUUGCAUAACAAGCACAUUUUUACUAGAGACUUCAGCAACGAUGAUGCUUAUGCCUUUCGUAAUGCCUUUACUUAUUUUGGAAAGAAUUUUGCUAGAGUUCGUCAAAUUAUUCCUCAUAAAUCGCUUGGCUCACUUGUUGAGCAUUACUACAAAACUAAAAAGAAACAAAAUUAUAAAUGUGGUUACAAAAGAUAUGUGGAUAUUGAGGCAAAUUGUUCAUUUUCAUCUUCAGACGAUGAUAACACUGACAGUAAUUCUGACACGAUGUUUGCUUCCAGAAAAGUUUCUCAAAAAGUGGAAGAAAUUUGUCAAGUUUGUAAAGAAGUAACAAACAAAAUAUAUUCAGUAACUGGAUUAAAAGUCUGCAAAACAUGCCAUCUUUAUUUUAGAGUCAACAAUCAACAUCGAGUCUUUCCACAACCGGCAGAAGAGCCAAAACGUCAAAAACUUAAAUGUCCAUUAGACAUGCGUCAAAUUUGUGAUCAAUUUGUCGAUAUGGCAAAAUAUGUAAAUGUUGGUGAUGAUUCAAUGGAUGAAGAAAUUACUGUUUUGGAAGGGAAAACUGUUUGCGAAGUUAAAAUACAAGAAAUUGUAACAAAUCAACAACUUUUAAAAGCAAAUACAAAACGUUUAAUUCAAAAUAUAGACCAACAAAAAAAUUUUGAAGGAUGUCAAAAAUACUCUGUUGUGUCGGCAUUGGAAUUUUUGUCAAAAACACAAAAUUCAUUUAAUUUACAAAAACAAAACAAAAAUGUAAAUAAUAAAUUGUUACCACCGGAGAAGGAAGCCAUUUUUCAUGCUUUAAUUCAAUUUGAUGCGGAUGAAAAUAUUGUUGCCCAGAUUAUACCAACAAAGACACCAGCAAUGAUUAAGCACUUUUAUUUGAAGUUUAAAGAUAUGAUUGAUGAGGAAAUUCACAAAAGAAUUAUGGAAACAGACAAUUUCGAUUUUAAUGGACAGGGAUGUAGCAAUAAUUCAAGUAAUUCUAGUAAAGAUGAGCCAGAAGUGAUUGAAUUGGAUUAAAAAAAGUAUAUUUUAAAAAUAUCAUUUUUUUAAAGUCAAUUCUGAUUAUUUUUUAAUUUAUUGAAUGAUGAGACAUUUCAUCCUAAUUUUUUGCUUUACUCAAAAAAUUUGAAUUUUAUGUGAGGGGUGUCAUUUGUUUUUUUUCUUUGGUUGCUAAAUUUUUGACGCUUCGAGAAUAGACUUGUGUUAGGUUCAUUUCCUUAGGUUCAGCCUAUAACCGGAAAAGGUCUUGGCGACAUUUAAUCCUAUCAAGAAAAAAUCCUUUUGACCAAAACAUUUAUAGUAAUUUAUUUAUGAGUGACAUCUCCCAAUUUUAUUCUCUUUUUUGCUUUGAUAAAUUGAAAAUUU
Molecule: messenger RNA, 2085 nt
Organism: Meloidogyne enterolobii
Lineage: Eukaryota; Metazoa; Nematoda; Chromadorea; Rhabditida; Meloidogynidae
Source: the annotation of a GenBank genome assembly